AUGGUGGCAGCAACGUGUGUUUACGAAGGUACGGCAAGUGAGGUUGCUGCGCAAGAAGCGAAGCUUAAUGCGAUAGCUGCAAAAUUUGGUGGAUUAAGUGGUGGUGAAAAGAAUGGAAAGUAUGGUUAUCGGUUGACUUUCGCUAUCGCUUAUCUUCGUGAUCUUGGCUUAGAAUUCUCCAUAAUGGGCGAAUCGUUUGAAACUUCCGUUCCCUGGGACAGAGUAUUGGUUUUGUGUCAAAAUGUUAAGGAAGUGAUUAAACGAGUAGGAAAAGCAAAUGGUUUGAUAUUGCCCUGUCUUGCUAGCUGCAGGUUUUUUUUUUCAUUAUUUUUCAGUGUUUUUUUUUUUCAGAUAUCUCAGGAUACUUUAUAA
Messenger RNA from Gongylonema pulchrum, 372 nucleotides. NCBI's taxonomy places the organism in Eukaryota, Metazoa, Nematoda, Chromadorea, Rhabditida, Gongylonematidae. The record is from the annotation of a GenBank genome assembly.